Messenger RNA from Zootoca vivipara (common lizard), 1282 nucleotides. It is a transcript of the gene NDUFV2, whose product is annotated as NADH:ubiquinone oxidoreductase core subunit V2. The record is from RefSeq and is a predicted model, not a curated record. Gene Ontology annotation, cellular component: respiratory chain complex I. NCBI's taxonomy places the organism in Eukaryota, Metazoa, Chordata, Lepidosauria, Squamata, Lacertidae. Gene Ontology annotation, molecular function: NADH dehydrogenase activity. Gene Ontology annotation, biological process: mitochondrial electron transport, NADH to ubiquinone.
GCACUGCGGCUGCGUGCGCGGCGCCGAGCGCGUAGCAGCAGCAGCAGCAGCGUCUCCUCGAGAAGGAGUAGUUUUCCAUUUGUCUGCCGGCAGCGGCAGCGGCGGCGGGAGGCCGCGGCUGAGUGCCGCCAUGUUGCUGUCCGUUCCUUUUCGGGCUGCCUUCGCGCGUUCGGGUUAUGGGUUUGAGCCCCACAUUGGGUGAAAUAUUCCUGCAUUGCACGUUGGACUAGAUGACCCCCAUGGACCCUUCCAACACUACAAUUCUAUGAUUCUAUGAUCAGAUCAAAGGUGGCACAGAUUCGCUCUCUUCAUGCAACAGCUGCACGCAAUGGUGGUGGAGGAGCUUUGUUUGUGCACAGAGAUACUCCUGAAAACAACCCAAAUACUCAAUUUGAUUUCACACCUGAAAACUGUAAGCGAAUAGAGGCAAUAGUAAGCAACUAUCCAGAGGGACACAAAUCUGGAGCAGUGAUGGCAGUCCUGGAUCUAGCCCAAAGACAGCAUGGAUGGCUACCUAUAUCAGCGAUGAAUAAGAUUGCUGAGAUUCUAGAUAUACCUCCCAUGAGAGUUUAUGAAGUAGCAACCUUUUAUACAAUGUAUAAUCGUAAACCCGUUGGAAAAUACCAUAUUCAGAUCUGCACCACUACGCCCUGCAUGCUGUGUGACUCGGAUAGCAUAUUAGAAGCCAUUCAGAAGAAGCUUGGUAUAAAAGUUGGAGAAACAACUCCUGAUAAACUCUUCACUCUGAUUGAAGUGGAAUGUUUGGGGGCUUGCGUAAAUGCACCAAUGGUACAAAUAAAUGAUAACUAUUAUGAAGAUCUGACAACAAAAGACAUAGAAGACAUAAUUGAUGAACUAAAAGCUGGAAAAGUUCCAAAACCUGGACCAAGGAGUGGGCGCUUCUCUUGUGAGCCAGCUGGUGGUCUCACUUCUCUGACAGAACCACCCAAGGGACCUGGUUUUGGAGUUCGGCCAGACCUUUAAGUCUAUUGUUCUAGCUGUAAGGAACUGCUUCAGAAAAUAAAAUUGAACUGCAUACAGAUGAAACAUGAGUUCAGUUGCUAACAGUCUGGUAUAAUUUUACUUUAGUAUAGUUACUCACCUGAGAUUAAAAUUCAAGUUUUAUUAUUGUUUAUAUUUAUUCAUUUUGUUAUAGGCAAAUGGAAAAUGGAAGAGUCAUCCCCAAACCCGGGCUAUUCUAACCCAAAUAACAACACUUUAUAUCAAUUUUACACAAAUUUGAAAUUAAAAUAAGAACAAAAUAAAGUAUCUUUAAAAAGCU